This is a messenger RNA of Mercenaria mercenaria, 1771 nucleotides long. RefSeq lists its product as uncharacterized. Lineage: Eukaryota; Metazoa; Mollusca; Bivalvia; Venerida; Veneridae. The transcript is spliced from 2 exons. The coding region runs from base 76 to 585 and encodes 169 amino acids. The record is from RefSeq and is a predicted model, not a curated record.
UAAUUUCGAAGGUGUAGCCGAUAUUCAUAGCAGAAACACCUUCUUUAUUGACUUGAGAAUGGUCUGCUAACAAGCAUGUCUUACCUAAACCGAUGGAGAAAAGUUAGAUCUUUAGCUAACACCCUUGCAGAAGGAAAUAGUAGUGAAGAAGAUGGCACUGAACCAAGACCUGUAGGUGAGGAAGGAGGUAGCGAAUCCAGUGGUGUAGAUGCAGCAGUGUCUUCAGAUACUCAAGAGUUAAUCAGUGAAACUGAUUCCGACACAGAUUCUAGAACAGACAAUUCAUCUGAAAUUGAAUCUGAUGACGAUUUGAUUAAUGCUGAAGCAGCAGAAUCAGAUGAACCUACUUUGCGAGAGAAACUGGCUGAGUGGGCAACACAAAAUCGUUUAACAAGAGCUAGUGUAAAUGAGCUUCUAGGUAUACUGAGAGAGGAAAAUCUUGAUUUACCUAAAGACGCAAGAACUCUCCUGCAAACUCCAAAGGAAAUACCUGUUGAAAAUAAAUGUGGGGGAAAAUAUGCAUAUUUUGGUCUUAAGAAAGGAAUUGAGAAGACUUUUAAUUUUGCUAGCACUGGUAAAUAUUGAGAAUACCCUUGUUUAAAUCUACUGGAACACAGAUGUGGCCUAUCAUUUGUAGUUUUCAUAAAUACAGACCAUUUGUUGUUGCUUUGUUCUAUGGUGAGAGUAAACCAGAUAAUUUGAGUGAUUAUUUGCAGGAUUUUCUGACUGAAUAUAGUGAGAUAAGUGAUAAUGGAUUUAUUUACAAUGAUAUAUUGAUAAGUGUUUCUAUAAAAGCUUUCAUUUGUGAUGCACCAGCACGAUCAUUUUUGAAAUGUAUAAAAGGGCAUACUGGAUAUUAUGGUUGCGAAAGGUGUACAAUAAAAGGUAGAUAUGUAGAAAGAAGAAUUAUAUUUGAUGGGGAUUCUACAGCAAGGACAGAUGAAAGCUUCAGAAAUCAGGAAUACCCUGAACAUCAGUUGAAUGUUUCACCUUUAUCUGAAGUAGGCUUUGAUUGUGUAUCUAGAUUUUGCUUAGACUACAUGCAUCUUGUCUGUCUUGGAGUGGUGAAAAGAAUAAUAAGUUUUUUCAAACAAGGUCCUCCUCAGUGUAAACUAUCACAACAACAAAUAAGAGAGAUUUCUGGAGGUUUAGUGAAUUUUGUUGGGAGACUACCAUCUGAAUUUGCAAGGCAGCCAAGAUCCCUGGCAGUAGCGGACAGAUGGAAAGCUACAGAGUUCCGUCAGUUUUUGUUGUACACCGGACCAGUCGUUCUAAAAAAGAUCCUUCACAAAAAUGCGUACAGCCAUUUCCUUUGUUUAACUGUUGCUGUUUCAAUACUUUUAGAUUCUGAUGAUGAAAAAAGGAGAAAUUAUUUGGAAUAUGCGAGGCAUCUUCUAAAUUUCUUCAUUGGAAAAUGUAAAGAUAUAUUUUCUGAAUCCUUUAUUGUGUAUAAUGUUCAUGGGUUGAAGCACCUUGCUGACGAUGUGGAGAAGUUUGACUGCUCUCUUAACAAGAUAUCUGCCUUCCCCUUUGAAAAUCACCUACAAGUUUUGAAACGUUUGGUAAAAUCAGCAACAAAUCCAGUAAGUCAGGUUGGAAAAAGGAUGCACGAGAUAGAGAAAGCUGGCAAGCAAAACAGGGAAACAUACACUUGUGUGUCCUACAUUGCACCAAACAAAAGAAAUGGCUGUUUACUCCUUAACAACCAAAGUUAUGCCCUCGUGAAGGAGAAGAGAGCAAAUGGAACUCUGGUUUGUGAUGUUGUCAAGGA